AGCGUGUCCCAUGCGUGUUGUGGUAAACAAAAUCGGAGGUGCGUGUGCAUGCGUAGAAGAGCUAAUGGAGGAUACUGAUCUACUCACAGGGGGCUUAGUUAGCAGGCUGUCUUCUUUCUCUUCUGUUCACAACUGCUGUAUCUAUUGAUUACGAGGUAUUUACAACGCAAAGGAACGACGUCUAAAUCGACCAAGAGGAGGCGGAGGUGCCAUUGAGUUUUGGGAUGGCGUCAGACACGGCUUCCCAAAACCAUGGUUCCAAGGGGAUCAUGACCUUUUACCCCACUAUGGAGGAGUUCAAGAACUUCAGCCGCUACAUGGCAUAUGUGGAGUCCCAGGGAGCUCACAAAGCAGGCCUGGCUAAAAUUGUCCCACCAAAGGAAUGGAAGCCUAGAGGCAAUUAUGACGAUAUAGACGAUUUGGUGAUACCUGCACCCAUUCAGCAGGUGGUGACAGGCCAGUCGGGCCUUUUCACACAGUACAACAUUCAGAAGAAGGCCAUGACUGUCAGAGAGUUCCGCAAGAUCGCCAACAGUGACAAGUUCUGUAGUCCACAUUAUGACGACUUUGAGGAGCUGGAAAGGAAGUAUUGGAAGAAUGUGACAUUUAACCCUCCCAUAUAUGGAGCAGACGUUAAUGGCACUCUAUAUGACCCUGAGGUCAAAGAGUGGAACAUCUGCCAUCUAGACACCAUUUUGGAUACUGUCGAACGUGAAAGCGGCAUCACUAUCGAGGGUGUUAAUACACCCUACUUGUAUUUUGGAAUGUGGAAGACCACCUUUGCGUGGCACACUGAGGACAUGGAUCUCUACAGCAUCAACUACCUGCACUUUGGAGAGCCUAAAUCAUGGUACUGUGUUCCUCCAGAGCAUGGCAAAAGAUUGGAGCGUUUGGCCAAAGGGUUUUUUCCUGGUAGUUCCCAGAAUUGUGAGGCCUUUUUGAGGCACAAGAUGACUCUCAUCUCUCCCUCUAUACUGAAGAAGUAUGGUAUUCCAUUUGAUAAGAUUACUCAGGAGGCUGGUCAGUUCAUGGUAACCUUCCCCUAUGCCUACCAUGCUGGUUUCAAUCACGGUUUCAACUGUGCAGAAUCCACCAACUUUGCCACAGAGAGAUGGAUUGAGUAUGGCAAGCAAGCAGUUUUGUGCUCAUGCCGUAAAGACAUGGUAAAGAUCUCCAUGGAUGUAUUUGUGAAGAAAUACCAGCCAGAUCGCUUUGAUGCGUGGCUGGCAGGGCGAGAUGUGAUACCUAUUGAUCACUCACGACCCACCCCAGAAGCUAAGGAGUUCCUGGGGGAUUCCUUUAACGACAUCACCAGCACCAGCAACAGUAACUUCACGGAGAGCUGUGGGGAGGAUGGAGAGCGCAAGAGCGCUACACAGAGGAUAGAGACCAAGAGACACCGAGUGUGCCUGGAGGUGCCCAAGGAGGUUGUUCCCAAGGAUGAAGAUGAGGAAGACGUGGAGCAGUAUGGGAAGCGUCCCAGACUGAGCCUUAUGCCUCCGCGUACAAUGUCACAAGAUGGCAAAAGAAAUAAAGGCCCACCAAAGUUGGUUGUGACUCCAACCAAGCUCACUUUGUUGGAUCCAUUUCACAGGGGCCUGACCCAAAGUAACAGUGAUGUCGCACGUCCCCCUCAUUACACCAAGACCCGUGCCCCUGCGAUCUCGUCUCAGUCCCAGCACAGAAACGGACACCUGUCAGUUUCAGCACCACCUACGUGGACUGAAGCCACCGCUCAGCCCGCCCGCAAAAUGGGGGUAGCCAGCCUUCUCUUCCACAGAACUCUGAGUCCAAAAGACACUCUUCAGGUGCACAGCUACACCCUAGAAAAGCAGCAGCAGCCGCACACGCAGCUGCAGGUGCAUAGCUAUGCCAGAGAGCACCAACCCCGUCAUCUCCAGCACAAAAUCUGUACACCGUCACACACACAGGUUCACACCUCGUCGCCUCAGGCACCAAGCUGUGAAAGAACGAAGCCACAGCCAGAAAUCAAGAUUGUUCUUACCAAAGUAGCACAGAAUGAAUCAAAAGCACAGAGUCUGGUGGAGCAGGACCAAAAGGAGGAGAAACCUAAAGUGUCUGUACCUGUUGAGACCCAGGUGGAAGUGGAGAAGCCUGAAGUUGAACCCAUAAGCAAGUCUGCUUCAUCUGAGACUCAGACACACCCUGCAACCCAGAAAAUGGAGAUGGAGGCCCCAAAGAACAACAAGCGAAAGAGUAUCCAAUGCCCCCUUGCGGAUAGUGGCAUUGUCAUCCUGAAAGACACCAAUGCUGUCAGGAAACCAGUGUCUGAUGAGAUGAAGGUGAUCGCUCAGAUUCAUCAUCUGGUGUCAGAAGAACAGUCAUACUGCAAGUCAGUUGUGAAGAAGCAACAGCAGCAGGCACAGCUCCGCCAGCUUCCCCGUCAUCACCCUCUAAUCAGAGAGCUGCACAGCGACGAUGACAUGUAUGUAGAUGUGGAGGACGAGCAAGAGGAGAAAGAGGAGUGGGCGAAGCCGCUAACCCACCUGUGGCAGUGUCGGCCAUAUAGCCCUGAGGCAGAGAGAGAGUACAACAAGAUCAUGGGCCAGCGGGCCCCCUACUGCUCCAUCUGCUUGCUCUUCCACACCUAUCAUCAGUCCGAGUCUAAUAGCGGGAGUUCCUGCGUGAUGUUGGUGAACCGUCCAGGGGGCCGCCAGUGGUCCAAGCCACUCAUCCCUGAAAUGUGCUUCGACACUCAAACCAGCAAGAUGAAUGACAGCGGGGAGGGACAGCUGUCUAACCCUCAUGUAGCAGAGGACGGGACCAGCCGGCUGGUCAGCUGUGCUCAGUGCUGCGUCCGCGUACAUACCAGUUGCUACGGUGUGUCUGGUGAUGAAGCAGACUUAGACGACUGGCUGUGCGCCCGCUGCGAGGCUAAUGCCAUCACAGAGGAUUGCUGUCUGUGUUCCUUGAGAGGUGGAGCUCUGCAGAGAGCCAACAAUGACAAGUGGGUUCAUGUACUCUGUGCCAUCACUGUGCUGGAAGCUCGCUUUGUCAACAUCAGCGAGCGGGGGCCCGUUGACCUCUCUGCGAUCCCGCUGCCGCGCUUCAAACUGAAGUGCGCGUACUGCAGGAAACGGAUGAAGAGGGAGGUGAAGGGUUGCUGUGUCCAGUGCUCCCACGGCCGCUGCUCCACGGCGUUUCACCCCACCUGCGCUCAAGCAGCUGGUGUCCUCAUGCACCCAGAUGACUGGCCUUUCAUAGUCUUCAUCACCUGCCACAGGCACAGAGCACCUCUCUUACCUGAGCGCAACAAGGCCUCCAUGCGAGAGCUGACACAGGGGCAGAGGGUGAUCUGUAAACACAAAAACGGCCGUUACUACCACAGCGAGGUGGUGGAGUUGACCACAGCCACCUUCUACGAGGUUGUGUUUGACGACGGGUCCUACAGCGACAACCUCUUCCCAGAGGACAUUGAGAACCGUGACUGUGUCCGACUCGGUCCGCCCGCUGAAGGCGACGCUGUUCAAGUGCGAUGGACUGAUGGGUUGAUAUAUGGAGCCAAGUUUGUAGCGUCACACUCCAUUCCUAUGUACCUGGUGGAGUUUGAGGAUGGAUCACAAAUCUCUGUCAAGCGAGAAGACAUCUACACUCUGGACGAGGACCUGCCCAAACGAGUCAAGUCACGAAUGUCGGUGGCGUCAGACAUGCGCUUUGAGCUCUUUGCACAGAGCGAUGUCAAACAGAACUCCAAAAGGCAAAGGGUCAUCAACUCUCGAUACAGAGAGGACUACAUCGAGCCCGUCAUCUACCGAGCCAUCAUGGAGUGACGUCCAUAUAUUUUCUGUCAUGCUUUCCACCUCAUCAACCCACCACACAGAGAUGCAGCACCAGGUCUUUGUUUUGUGGUCUGCCUUCUCUGUUUCUGGCUACUGCCGAUAAGAACGACCAACGCCCUCAUCCUCCUCCUUCUUCCACGGCCUGUCAGGCUACAUAUUUAUAAACUACGGCUGGGACUUUAAAUAACUUGUGCGUGCAUUGAAUAAUACCCUUACACCCCCGUUUCCCAUCACACUUUGUGGAUUAUUUUUUUCCUCCUCCGUUUCAUUUUUCUUUUUUCUCAGGAUGAAGCCAUCAUUGAAUUAUUAAACAUGGAAAAGGUU
Larimichthys crocea (large yellow croaker) is the source of this 4124-nucleotide messenger RNA. RefSeq names its product lysine (K)-specific demethylase 4A, genome duplicate b (gene kdm4ab). Gene Ontology annotation, molecular function: histone H3K9 demethylase activity; histone H3K36 demethylase activity. Bases 225 to 3791 code for a protein of 1188 amino acids. The record is from RefSeq and is a predicted model, not a curated record. Lineage: Eukaryota; Metazoa; Chordata; Actinopteri; Sciaenidae. Gene Ontology annotation, biological process: regulation of gene expression; chromatin remodeling. Gene Ontology annotation, cellular component: chromatin; nucleus. The transcript is spliced from 23 exons.